Messenger RNA from Nerophis ophidion (straightnose pipefish), 3173 nucleotides. Its product is annotated as CD82 antigen-like. The coding region runs from base 173 to 943 and encodes 256 amino acids. Lineage: Eukaryota; Metazoa; Chordata; Actinopteri; Syngnathiformes; Syngnathidae. The record is from RefSeq and is a predicted model, not a curated record. The transcript is spliced from 9 exons. Gene Ontology annotation, cellular component: membrane.
ACCCAUCAGUGGCAUGAACUUUUCCCGGGACACACACACACACACACACACACACACACGCAGACGCACACACACACUCAAACACACUUGAGUAGUCCACGCAACACACGGAAGACUGUCGUGUUUUCCUCAUAUUCGGUUCCAACGUGGAAAGAAAACCAAAAUCGCCGCCAUGUCGAAAGGAUGCAUAACCGUCACCAAGUAUUUUCUGUUCCUCUUCAACCUCAUCUUCUUUGUCUUUGGAGCAUUGAUCAUGGGCUUUGGACUGUGGGUUCUCCUCGAUAAUCAGAGUUUCAUUUCUGUUUUACAGGAGUCAUCAGACACAGUGAAAGUGGCGUCCUACAUCCUCAUUGGAGUGGGUUCUUUGACCAUGGCCAUGGGCUUCUUUGGCUGCAUUGGAGCCAUCUAUGAAAUACGUUGUCUCCUCGGUUUGUAUUUCACCUGCCUCCUGCUCAUCCUCAUUGCCCAAGUUACUGCUGGAGUUCUCAUAUACUUCCAGAGGGAUCAGUUGAAAAAUGAGAUGUCCAACAUCAUAAAGAGCAUGAUAAUCCAUUACACCGGCCAGAACAGAACAACCGAGCAAACUUGGGACUACAUUCAGAGAACGAUGGAGUGCUGUGGGUGGACCGGGCCCGGGAACUGGUCUGACAACAUUUUGAUCAGUAACAGCUCUCAGAAUCUCUAUCCUUGUUCCUGUCGCAAUGAGUCCCUGCCUGGCACUGACCUCACGCUGCAGGGCCUGUGUGAGCACUUGUCCAUAGAACUUCCUGUCUACGAAACGGGCUGCGUAACAAGUGUGGAGAAAUGGCUGCUUGAGAACUGUGGAAUUAUUCUUGGAAUCUGCGUUGCAGUAGCAGUUGUGGAGCUUCUUGGGAUGAUCCUCUCCAUGUGUCUGUGCCAGAGUGUGGGCCAGGAGGAUUAUACCAAAGUACCCAAGUACUGAUUAACUCUAACUCUCACACACACACACACACACACAUACACACACAGAUGAACUCCUCCCUUCUCUUACUCUUUUUACUCACACACACACACACUUGUAUUUCUUGCCAUCUUGAGACCUCAGAAAAAGGCCUCCAUCUUUAGGACCACCCUUUCUGGACAUAUAAAUAUUUGUAUUUACAACAUUAAUAAUAUAUGCAUACUAUGCAAAUAUAAAAAAGGAAAGCUUUUAGUUAACUUCUUUUUGGGGGUAAUUGGUUUUUAAUCUUCAUUUUUACUCCAAGUUAUGACAGUAAGUCUCUAUAAAUAUAUUUAUUUUAGUUUUUUUAUUUAAUUUUGGACAAAAGGGGCGCAUUUAAAUUUCAUAACACACACUUGUUAUUACAUAUGUUGACCAGAGGGGCGCACUUAAUUUUAUUUUUUUUUUUUUUUUACACACACUUGUUAUUUCAUAUGUUGACCAGAAUAUGUUUUGAUAGAUUUCACCACCAGGGGUGCAAUUGAGACAUUCUCUUAGAUGCAAUGCUUGUCCGUAUUGGGACCAUGAUUUACAUCUUAACGUGUUCACCAGUCCUCAUAUGGACGGUACUUUUCCUUGAUGUCUCAAGAAGGUCAGAAAUACAAGAACACACACACACACACACGAAGGCAGCUGCCACCUGCCUUGACAGCUGUGCAGACUCCUCAAGUUUGUCACACCUGUCCACCACCCUUCACGUUGUCUUAUUGUAAUUACUACAUUGUCGUUGUUACUACUCUAUAAGCCUUUUAAAGGGGACUAUGGUUUGUUGGCUUCUCUUUUACUGUCCCAUGUUGCAUCGUUAGCCAUUUGUCUUGUCUUCCGCUGACCUCAAUGAAGCGCUUAACAGAGUAGAAGAGGAGAGCGAGCACUUUAGUCAGACGUUCUUAAAGACAAGUGGGAGCCCAGUGGAAUGAAGCCCACUCUCUGAUCCCGGGUGGAGGAGGCGGGGCUGCUGUGGUUGAAGCGUUUUGUCUUCAUGGUACGCCCGCCUCGUCCUCCCCCCGCGGUCGGUCGGCCACGUCGCAAAGUCACAUGACGCUUGAGCGUGUGUGUGUGACGUGUGGGCCUUCUUCAGUGUUCCUUACCAUGGUGUAUUUACACCACUCGUAUACACCAGUGUUUGUCAACCAGUGGUGUAUAUACCAGUGUGUUUGUCAUGCCAUGGUGUAUAUACCAGUGUGUUUGUCAUGCCAUGGUGUAUACACCAGUGUGUUUGUCAUGCCAUGGUGUAUAUACCAGUGUGUUUGUCAUGCCAUGGUGUAUAUACCAGUGUGUUUGUCAUGCCAUGGUGUAUACACCAGUGUGUUUGUCAUGCCAUGGUGUAUAUACCAGUGUGUUUGUCAUGCCAUGGUGUAUAUACCAGUGUGUUUGUCAGGCCAUGGUGUAUAUACCAGUGUGUUUGUCAUGCCAUGGUGUAUAUACCAGUGUGUUUGUCAAGCCAUGGUGUAUAUACCAGUGUGUUUGUCUGGCCAUGAUGUAUAUACCAGUGUGUUUGUCAGGCCGUGAUGUAUAUACCAGUGUGUUUGUCAUGCCAUGGUGUAUAUACCAGUGUGUUUGUCAUGCCAUGGUGUAUAUACCAGUGUGUUUGUCAUCCCAUGAUGUAUAUACCAGUGUGUUUGUCAUGCCAUGGUGUAUAUACCAGUGUGUUUGUCAUGCCAUGGUGUAUAUACCAGUGUGUUUGUCAUGCCAUGGUGUAUAUACCAGUGUGUUUGUCAUGCCAUGGUGUAUAUACCAGUGUGUUUGUCAUGCCAUGGUGUAUAUACCAGUGUGUUUGUCAACGCAUCGUCUGCAUUUGUACAUUUUGCUGAAAAGUCUCACCCAGCACAGCGAGGGAGCUGACAAAGGUCAUUCAAGAUGGCGGUACAGAAAAAAAAUCCUUAUUUGGUACCAAGAUGAACGUGUUUCACUCAAACCAACUGGACAUCUAACAUGGACUCAACAUCAUUUAAUUUCAAGAAGGAAAAACAUCUUCCUGCCUAAUUUAGUAAAUAUUUUACCAUUUAAUUAUGCAGGAAACCGGCCAAAUAAAAACUGCAUUUUUUUUCUAUCCUUAAUUUAAGAGAUGAAGGCUUUUUUAUACUGUUUAAAAUGUUUUUUUUUUUUACUAUCUUAAAGAAAUGUAGUAGAAAAGUAUGUGGAUUUGUAAGCCAUCUUGUUUUAAUGUAUUGUUCUUCUUACAGAAAACUAGUAUUAAACAUGAAUACUCUUG